AUGUCGGUGCGGCGCGGCGCGGCGCCGAAACGCGCCGCCUCGCCGGAGUCCAGCGAGGCGGUGAAGCGGCGAGAAGUCGCCGAGGCGCGCAUGUACUCCGUUGGCGGCGAUCUGUUCCAGGACGGCGAAAAAUUUCACUGGAAAAAAAAAGAGGCGCAGGCGUCGGCCGCCGGCCUCUCGCGCGAAGACGCGGAGCGGCGCGAGCGCGAGCGGCGGACCGAGGCCAUGCACGAGGUGGAGCGCCUGAAUGCGCGGCGUAUGCAGCGCGAACGUGAGCGGCGCGCGCGCGAGCAGGAAAAGGCGCACGCCGCACGCACGUCCGAGUCGGCGGCGACGGAUUGGGCGGCCAAAGAGGACCAGUUCCACCUCGAGCAGGCGAAGCUGCGCGCAUCGAUCCGCGUGCGCGAGAACCGCGCGCAGCCAAUUGACGUGCUCGUGAUGCACUGGAUGUGGGCGCGCCCGAGCGACGGCGCGUCCAGCGACGAGGACGACGGCGCAGAGGCCGAGCUCGCGGAGCCGACUGCGCUCUUUUCGUCGCUGCUCCCGACGGAGCUUGCCGAGCUCCACCAGGAUAUACAGUCGUUUGUGCAACUCGAGCGCGACCGCGACGCGAUCGAGUUCUGGCGGCACAUGCUGAUCGUCUGCGACGACCGGCUGCGUACGCAGCGCGGCGAGGCGAGCGGCGCGCACGUCGACGCGUCGAUCGUCGCCGAGACCGACGCGAUGCUCGCGGCCAAGUCGGCCGACGAGCUGUACGACCUGCAGUGCCAGGUGCGUGCCAAGCUGCGCUCCGGCGAGCCACUCGACGUAGAGUACUGGGAGUCGCUGCUGCGGCGCAUUGUCGUCUGGCGCAGCGUCGCGCGGCUGCGCGAAGUGCACGCGCGUGUGCUGGACCACCGCAUCGCGCACCUCCAGCGGCGGCAGCGGAAGGAAGGGCGGCGGCAGCAGACCGAGAUGGCGCUCGAGCUCGAGGAGCACACGCCCGCCGAGGCGCAGCUGCACGAGACGUGGGACGCGGACAUGGAGCCUGCGCCGCGCGAUCCUGGCCAGCUGUCGUACGCCGAGCGGCGGCUGCCGGUGCUCACGGUGGCCGAGCAGCGCCGCGCGCUGGUCGAGGCGCGGCGGCGCAUCCUGCGGGCGGCCUUUGUCCCCCGGCGGCGCCCGCGCGACGAAGCCGAUGCUCAAGAGACCGUCGCCGACCAAAUGUUCCGCAUCGAGUCGGAGCGCGCGCUCGGCGUGGAGGAGGAGACGUUCAACGAGGACGUGAGCCUCGGCGCGCCUGUAUACCAGUGGCAGGACAAGUACCGAGCACGCAAGCCGCGUUACUUUAAUCGCGUGCACACCGGCUACGAGUGGAACAAGUACAACCAGACCCACUACGACGCGGAGAAUCCCCCGCCCAAGGUCGUCCAGGGCUACAAGUUUAACAUUUUCUAUCCCGACCUGAUCGACAGCACCAAGGCGCCGUCGUACAAGAUUUUGCGCGAAAAAGGGAGCGACACGGCGCUGCUGCGAUUCAGUGCGGGGCCGCCGUACGAGGACAUUGCGUUCCGCAUCGUCGACCGCGAGUGGGAGUUCUCGCACCGCAAGGGGUUCCGCUGCACGUUUGAGCGCGGCAUCCUCCAGCUGUAUUUCAAUUUUAAGCGCCUAAAGUACAGAAAGUAG
Malassezia japonica is the source of this 1665-nucleotide messenger RNA. RefSeq lists its product as uncharacterized. NCBI's taxonomy places the organism in Eukaryota, Fungi, Basidiomycota, Malasseziomycetes, Malasseziales, Malasseziaceae. The record is from RefSeq and is a predicted model, not a curated record. Gene Ontology annotation, biological process: mRNA cis splicing, via spliceosome. The transcript has 2 exons. Gene Ontology annotation, molecular function: protein binding. Gene Ontology annotation, cellular component: cytoplasm; spliceosomal complex. Bases 1 to 1665 code for a protein of 554 amino acids.